GGGUCUCGAGGAAGUGUCUUGCUCCUCCGAGGGAGGGACUCUAGCAGGGGUGGAAAACCAGCUCCAGCGAGACGCGGAGUAGCGCAGCGCAGACCAUGGAGCUGGGCGGCCCCGGCCCCGGAUGGCCUCAGCAGCAGCAGAACCAGGACUCGGUAGAAGCGUGGCUGGACGAUCACUGGGACUUUACCUUCUCUUACUUUAUUAGGAAAGCAACCAGAGAAAUGGUCAAUGCAUGGUUUGCUGAGAGAGUUCACACCAUCCCUGUCUGCAAGGAAGGCCUCAGAGGCCACACCGAGUUUUGCUCUUGCCUCUCACAGCAGACGUCUCAUGCAGAUAGCAGUGCUCCUGGGACACCAACCAGGAAAAUCUCCGCUUCUGAAUUUGACCGGCCUCUUAGACCCAUUGUCGUCAAGGAUUCCGAGGGAACUGUGAGCUUCCUCUCUGACUCAGAAAAGAAGAAACAGAUGCCUCUUACCCCCACAAGGUUUGAUAAUGAAGAAGGGGAUCAGUGCUCACGGCUCUUGGAAUUAGUGAAAGAUAUUUCUAGUCACUUGGAUGUCACAGCCUUAUGCCACAAAAUUUUCUUGCAUAUCCAUGGACUCAUCUCUGCUGACCGCUAUUCCCUGUUCCUUGUCCGUGAGGACAGCUCCAAUGACAAGUUUCUUAUCAGCCGCCUCUUUGAUGUUGCUGAAGGCUCAACACCGGAAGAAGCUUCAAAUAACUGUAUCCGCUUAGAAUGGAACAAAGGCAUUGUGGGACAUGUGGCCGCACUUGGUGAGCCCUUGAACAUCAAAGAUGCAUACGAGGACCCUCGGUUCAAUGCAGAAGUCGACCAAAUUACAGGCUACAAGACACAAAGUAUUCUCUGUAUGCCUAUUAAGAAUCAUAGGGAAGAGGUUGUUGGUGUAGCUCAGGCUAUCAACAAGAAAUCUGGAAAUGGUGGGACAUUCACGGAAAAAGAUGAAAAGGACUUUGCUGCUUAUUUGGCAUUUUGUGGUAUUGUUCUUCAUAAUGCUCAACUCUAUGAGACUUCAUUGCUGGAAAACAAGAGAAAUCAGGUGCUGCUUGACCUUGCUAGCUUAAUUUUUGAAGAACAACAAUCAUUAGAAGUAAUUCUGAAGAAAAUAGCUGCCACUAUUAUCUCUUUCAUGCAGGUGCAGAAAUGCACCAUUUUCAUAGUGGAUGAAGAUUGCUCCGAUUCUUUUUCUAGUGUGUUUCACAUGGAGUGUGAGGAAUUAGAAAAAUCAUCAGAUACUUUAAUAAGGGAACGGGAUGCAAACAAAAUCAAUUACAUGUACGCUCAGUAUGUGAAGAAUACUAUGGAACCACUUAAUAUCCCAGAUGUCAGUAAGGACAAAAGAUUUCCCUGGACAAGUGAAAACAUAGGACAUGUAAACCAGCAGCACAUUGGAAGUUUGCUUUGUACACCUAUAAAAAAUGGAAAAAAGAAUAAAGUGAUAGGGGUUUGCCAACUUGUUAAUAAGAAGGAGGAGAAUACUGGCAAGAUUAAGGCUUUCAACCGAAAUGAUGAACAGUUUCUGGAAGCUUUUGUCAUCUUUUGUGGCUUGGGGAUCCAGAACACACAGAUGUAUGAAGCAGUGGAGAGAGCCAUGGCCAAGCAGAUGGUCACAUUGGAGGUUCUGUCAUAUCAUGCUUCUGCAGCAGAGGAAGAAACAAGAGAGCUCCAGUCUUUAGCGGCUGCUGUGGUACCAUCUGCUCAGACCCUUAAAAUUACUGACUUCAACUUCAGUGACUUUGAGAUGUCCGAUCUGGAGACAGCACUGUGUACAAUUCGGAUGUUCACUGACCUCAACCUUGUGCAGAACUUCCAGAUGAAACAUGAGGUUCUUUGCAGUUGGAUUCUAAGUGUUAAGAAGAAUUAUCGGAAGAGUGUUGCCUAUCAUAACUGGAGACAUGCCUUCAAUACAGCUCAGUGCAUGUUUGCUGCUUUAAAAGCAGGCAAAAUCCAGCAGAACAAGCUGACUGACCUGGAGAUCCUCGCACUGCUGAUUGCUGCACUAAGCCAUGAUUUGGAUCACCGUGGUGUGAAUAACUCUUACAUACAACGAAGCGAACACCCACUGGCUCAACUCUACUGUCAUUCCAUCAUGGAACACCAUCAUUUUGACCAGUGCCUGAUGAUUCUUAAUAGUCCAGGGAAUCAGAUCCUCAGUGGCCUCUCCAUUGAAGAAUAUAAGACCACGUUGAAAAUAAUCAAGCAAGCUAUUUUAGCUACAGACCUAGCACUGUACAUUAAGAGGCGAGGAGAAUUUUUUGAACUUAUAAGAAAAAAUCAAUUCAAUUUGGAAGAUCCUCAUCAAAAGGAGUUAUUUUUAGCGAUGCUGAUGACAGCUUGUGAUCUUUCUGCAAUAACAAAGCCCUGGCCCAUUCAACAACGGAUAGCAGAACUUGUAGCGACUGAAUUUUUUGACCAAGGAGACAGAGAAAGAAAAGAACUCAACAUAGAGCCCACUGAUCUAAUGAAUAGAGAGAAGAAAAACAAAAUCCCAAGUAUGCAAGUUGGAUUCAUAGAUGCCAUCUGUUUGCAACUGUAUGAGGCCCUGACCCAUGUAUCAGAGGACUGUUUCCCUUUGCUGGAUGGCUGCAGAAAGAACAGACAGAAGUGGCAGGCCCUUGCAGAACAGCAGGAGAAGACACUGAUUAAUGGGGAAAGCAGCCAGGCAAAGAGGAACUGAGUGGCCUCUUUCAUGCAGAGUGGACGUUUAUAGAGAUGGUGUAUUCUGCAGUAAGCCUGGUUCUGCUAUCCACUGUACAGAUUUGGUGUAUACUUUGCCACUGCUGUAUUUUUAUUUUUGCACAACUUGUGAGAGCAUAGCAUGACAUGUUUGUAGGGGACAUAGUUUCUAUAUAUCUGUUUUAUGCCACUCAACCGAGAUGAUCGACGACACCCACUCUUAGCACAUUGAUAAAGAGCGCUGUUUGUGGUAUUUUGUGCACUGCAUAGUGCAGAUGGCAUUUUUGCACUGAGGAUGUUUUUUGCUUGGAGAUUUUAAAUAAUUGAGUUUUGUGUUUUCUGAAUUACCAAUCUUUCAAGAAUGUUUGGAAUCUUUCCUUUCUCAAAAAUAGACUGGGAGCAAAUGAAAUCUGUUCUGUGACAUUUAAAGCCUUCGUAGGACAGAGAAAAAUGUAGGCUGAGUGAGUUUAAAGGGGAAAAGGGUAUAUUUGCCAACAAUGUAUUUCCUUUAAAAGAAAAAGGUCAGGCACUGUGAAAUAAUGGAAAGUACUGUGAGUCAGUAUUAUAAAGAAAAGGUAUUAAUUCACUGAUCUGCUGUUUUAGUUAGAGAGCAGGCAGGAAAAGCACCUUGUCCUUUCAUGCAGUAUAUCUUCAAAGGCUACCCAUAAAACCCCUUCAGUCUAACCUGUCUGGUGUGAAACAGAGGAAGUCUUAGGAGAAGAUCGGUCACUGGCUUUAUUAAGGAUGAGCAUGAUCCAGAAAUGGAAUGGCCCCGUGUUUAAUUCUGUCAGAGGAGGGAAAUGUUUUGUUGGAAGACCCUUCUGAGAGUUAAUGAGUGUUGUGAAUAUUGAACUUCCUUUUUUAAACAACUUUCUCAUCUCCCAUCUCCUUAUGGCUUUUAAGUCAACAACUUGAAUUUCCAGAGGAAAUUGACAAAGAAAAAAAAGGUAACUGGAGCACUGACCUGAACUGAGAUCUGGCUGUAGAUAGGAGAGGAGUACAAAUGGAAUCCGUUUUUUCUCUGUCAAGCGAAGUAUAAAGAACAGUGUUGAUUAUAUAAACAGCAAAGAGCUGUCCUCAGUGCUGAGGUCAAACAUGAAUUCAAGUGAGCAAGGAGGUGAGAAACCUCGGGCCUGAAUAAAACGUAGCAGUUUUGAGGUUUUCAAUCAAGAAACUGCCAUAUUUUGCUUUAUAGGACGAGUCAGCCCAGAAUCACAGUUUAGGAGUCAUGCUAAACACUGACCCUCAGCUGGUUGUUGUUGAUAUUUCCUUCCCAUCCUUUUUAGUAUAGUUAACAUCUUUUGUGGAAUUUGAGCCUUUUUAAGUGGAUUUCCUAUGAGUCGGAAUUGACUCGACCGCAACGGGUUUGGUUUUGGUUUGGUUUUAAGUGGCUUUCCAGUGUAAAUGUCUGCCCCUAAAUACACAUUUAUUCAAUACUGGAAAAGCAGCAAAUGAAUGAGCACAUAGUUCAGAAAGAAAAGUAUGUUCCAAAUAUCCAGAAACAUUUGGAUUUGGGGAGAGUGGGAAGAGAGGUAUUAUUUGAUUGGUUACCCCACCCCCUAAAAAAGUUAUAUCAUCUGAGUUUCUAUCACUAAUUUGGAUAGAAGACUUUUUAGGGAUAUGGUAAUGCAGCAAUCUCGAAACACAUUGUUUUCCAUUGAAAUCUUUUUUUUUCCCUGAACUUUGCCUAAGAUUCAACAACAUGUUCUUUAAGUUUUUAAAAUUCUGAGUUCCGUACUGUGUGUAUAUAUAUCUUGACAUAAUGUGGCUACAUUCAGGCAAAAAAAAAGAAAGCAAAACAAAUUAUGUUGCUAUUACUUUGUAACA
Trichechus manatus latirostris (Florida manatee) is the source of this 4522-nucleotide messenger RNA. RefSeq names its product phosphodiesterase 5A (gene PDE5A). Gene Ontology annotation, molecular function: protein binding; 3',5'-cyclic-nucleotide phosphodiesterase activity. The record is from RefSeq and is a predicted model, not a curated record. Lineage: Eukaryota; Metazoa; Chordata; Mammalia; Sirenia; Trichechidae. Gene Ontology annotation, biological process: signal transduction. The coding region runs from base 96 to 2696 and encodes 866 amino acids. The transcript is spliced from 21 exons.